AUGCCUUCAAGCAAAGACCCCAACAGCCAGAAAUUUACAAAACUAAAGAAAUUAGACACUGAUUCAGAUCCUGACCUUUACGACAUAACAUACGUUGAUGUAUCUCCCUCCGACGCCUGCUCUUCUCCUUUGUCCAAAUCACCAUGGUCCGUACAAGUCGACCCCAACCUCAUAGAACCGCUCCCACAUUCUUCGGCAUCAAAAUCCACGGCCUCGCCGCAUGCCAAAGAACCUAAGAACUACUCUCCCAACAUUCUCAUGGGAUCUCUGGUCCGUGAAGAAGGCCACAUCUAUUCAUUAGCCACCUCUGGUGAUCUACUCUACACGGGAUCGGACUCCAAGAACAUUAGGGUUUGGAAGAACCACAUCGAGUUCUCAACGUUUAAAUCUAACAGCGGAUUGGUUAAAGCCAUUGUUCUCGCAGCGGACAAGAUAUUCACGGGACAUCAAGACGGGAAGAUCCGUGUCUGGAAAGUCUCGUCUAAAGACUCGAGCGUGUUCCGUCGCGUUGGUACGAUGCCGCUUCUCCGAGACUACAUCAGAAACUCCAUCGCCUCUUCCUCCUACUUCGGUUUCGCGAGACGGAACCGAACCAGCACGAGCGCGCAAGGUUUCCGACACGUUGACGCGAUCUCGUGUCUUGCCUUGAGCGAAGACAGGACGCUUUUGUAUUCCGGGUCGUGGGAUAAAACGUUUAAAGUGUGGAGAGUCUCUGACUUGAGAUGUUUGGAGUCUGUGAACGCUCACGACGACGCGGUGAACGCGGUUGUUGCGGGUUUCGACGGUUUGGUUUUCUCCGGUUCAGCGGAUGGUUCGGUUAAGGUGUGGAGGAGAGAGGAACAAGCCAAGGAGACGAAACAUUUCUUCUCCGAGACGUUGUUGAAACAAGACUGCGCCGUUACGGCGAUAGCGGUUGAUCAAAGCGGGACGUUAGUUUACUGCGGCUCAUCUGACGGUACCGUUAACUUUUGGGAACGUGAUAAUAAUAUGAAAAAGGGCGGCGUUUUGAGAGGGCAUAAGCUCGCUGUGCUUUGUCUCUACGCGGCGGGGAACUUGUUGUUUAGUGGUUCUGCUGAUCUUGGGAUUCGCGUUUGGAGGAGACCAGAACGUCGUGGAGGAGAAGGAGAGCACGUGUGUGUUUCGGUUUUGACUGGCCAUGCAGGCCCGGUGAAGUGUUUGGCGGUGGAGAGAGAUCAAGAGUCGGUUUCAGGUGAGAGACGGUGGAUUGUGUACAGUGGGAGUUUAGAUAGGUCAGUGAAGAUGUGGCGUGUGUCGGAGAAUUCACCGCCGAUAGAGUCUAUGUCGGAUUCUUCUAGUGGUCCCAAGUUAACGGUGGCUCCUAGCUUCUCGGCUCAAGGGAAAAUUAGCCACAAGAAAUAG
Eruca vesicaria subsp. sativa (arugula) is the source of this 1380-nucleotide messenger RNA. NCBI's taxonomy places the organism in Eukaryota, Viridiplantae, Streptophyta, Magnoliopsida, Brassicales, Brassicaceae. The record is from the annotation of a GenBank genome assembly.